AUGGGCUUCGAGACCCCGGAAGAAGGCUGCCUGGCCAAUAUCAUGAUCCAGGAGGGCACCAAGGACGCCCCGAUGGGAAACUUGCUGUGCAUCAUCGUGGAGAGCAAGGACGAGGUGGCCGCUUUGCCGACUACAAGCCAGCGGAGGGCGCCGCUGCUGCCGCCCCGUCGACUUCCCUCCAAGAAAGACAAGCAGCCGAAGCAGGCCGAGCCCGCAAAGCCGCAAGUUCAGAGCGUGUCGAGCUCGGGCCACGGCGGGCGCAUCCUGGCCGCGGACCUCUCGUCGGCUUCUCCAGCUCCGGCUGACGGCACCCCACAACAACCAGCGUCGGCGAUCGGCGGUUCCGGCAACUCCACCAAAAACACGCUCUCCAACAUGCGCAUGACGAUCGCGAAACGCCUGGCCGAGUCGAAGUCGACGAUUCUGCACUACUACAGCAGCUCGGAGAUCAACAUUGACAACGUGCUACAGGUUCGCGAGAAGCUGAACAAGCUGCUGGCCAAGGGCGCCGUCGGCCGGCGAGCCCACCAAGCUCUCCAUCAACGAUUUUAUCAUCAAGGCCAUCAUCAUCAUCUCAUCGUCGUCGUCGUCCAUCUGACUGGAAUAGAAGACGUUUCUUCCUGCAAGAAUCAGAAGAAAGCAGCCAAUGAGGUAAAUUCGGAUGUUAUGAAGAUGACCAUCUGGAGU
This is a messenger RNA of Mesorhabditis spiculigera, 687 nucleotides long. The record is from the annotation of a GenBank genome assembly. NCBI's taxonomy places the organism in Eukaryota, Metazoa, Nematoda, Chromadorea, Rhabditida, Rhabditidae.